Molecule: messenger RNA, 1555 nt
Organism: Manihot esculenta (cassava)
Lineage: Eukaryota; Viridiplantae; Streptophyta; Magnoliopsida; Malpighiales; Euphorbiaceae
Product: magnesium-chelatase subunit ChlI, chloroplastic
Exons: 3
Coding region: 114-1379 (421 amino acids)
Biological process (GO): chlorophyll biosynthetic process
Cellular component (GO): chloroplast stroma
Molecular function (GO): ATP hydrolysis activity; ATP binding; magnesium chelatase activity
Source: RefSeq, a predicted model, not a curated record
CUUCCAGCUUAGCAGUGUAGAUACGACUGAAAUCUAUCUUCUUAUCCUCAGCCAAGCACACCAAUUGAAAAUAAAUUCCAAAUGUGAAGACAACAAACACCAUCACUUUGCGCAUGGCAUCCGUACUUGGAACUUCUUCCCCAGCAAUUUUGGGUUCUCGGCGUUUCUCCUCUUCCAUAACCAAGCCGUCCUUUGCCUCUCUCCCCCUCACCACAGGACAGGGUUGUGGGAAGAAGUAUUAUGGAGGAAUAGGGAUUCAGGGCAAGAAAGGGAGGUCCCAAUUUCAUGUUGCGGUUACCAAUGUCGCAGCUGGCGUUAGUUCCGUUGAGGAGAAACUUGCUGCUAAGGAAAGCCAGAGGCCAGUGUAUCCAUUUGCUGCUAUAGUAGGACAAGAUGAGAUGAAACUGUGUCUUCUGUUAAAUGUGAUUGAUCCCAAGAUUGGAGGCGUCAUGAUUAUGGGUGAUAGAGGGACAGGGAAGUCUACAACUGUUAGGUCCUUGGUGGAUUUACUUCCUGAAAUUAAGGUAGUUUUUGGUGAUCCAUAUAACUCAGAUCCAGAAGAUCCAGAAUCCAUGGGUGUUGAAGUAAGGGAAUGCGUCGUGAAAGGGGAGAAGCUUCAAGUUGUGCUUACCAAAAUUAAUAUGGUUGAUUUGCCAUUAGGUGCUACAGAGGAUAGGGUUUGUGGUACAAUUGAUAUUGAAAAGGCUCUCACGGAAGGUGUCAAGGCAUUUGAGCCUGGCCUUCUUGCUAAAGCUAAUAGAGGGAUUCUUUAUGUGGAUGAAGUUAACCUUUUAGAUGACCACUUAGUGGAUGUUCUAUUGGAUUCUGCUGCCUCAGGAUGGAACACUGUGGAGAGAGAGGGUAUUUCUAUUUCACAUCCUGCACGGUUCAUUUUGAUUGGCUCUGGCAACCCUGAAGAAGGGGAGCUCAGGCCACAGCUACUUGAUAGAUUUGGAAUGCAUGCACAAGUAGGAACUGUUAAAGAUGCGGAGCUGAGAGUGAAGAUAGUUGAAGAAAGAGGCCGUUUUGAUAAAAACCCAAAAGAAUUUCGUGAUUCUUACAAGGCAGAGCAAGAGAAGCUACAACAACAAAUUGCCUCAGCUAGAACGUCUCUUUCUUCUGUGCAGAUAGAUCAUGACCUCAAAGUAAAAAUAUCCAGGGUUUGUGCUGAGCUGAAUGUGGAUGGAUUACGAGGAGACAUUGUGACUAACAGAGCUGCAAAAGCUCUUGCUGCUCUUAAGGGCAGAGACAAUGUCACGGCAGAGGACGUUGCUACUGUUAUCCCCAACUGUUUAAGACACCGUCUUAGGAAGGAUCCACUGGAGUCAAUUGACUCAGGUUUACUUGUCAUUGAGAAAUUCUAUGAGGUUUUUAGCUGAGGGUGCUAUUUAGAUGUCUCUUCAUGUAAUUUUUUGUUUAUUGAUAAUUUUUUGCUGUUUUUCACAUACUGCUUUCUGUGUUGUCCUAGUCAAAUUUCCUGCAAUUGUAGACGGGUUGUCGUUGUUUCUAUUGAGGACUUUGUACUAAAUUGAAGAGAAUGAAUUCUAUUCAUACA